AAUACACAUUAAUGUGGGUACAAAAUGGGGCAAGAAAAAAUGAGACCAGCUUGAAGAUUCUGCAUCCUUAUUAUUAUUCCUCACACCCUCAUGACGAGGUUGCAACUCUGAAUACGAGAAGUCGUAGGAACAGCCAACACUUAACAACAAAUCCAGAUUCACUCUUUCAUUCAUACACUUGUUUCAUCAAUUAUCUCCAAAAUCCACACCUACUAGUCAAUAAUACUAUCUUUGAGUACACUUUUUCUUCUUCUCUCACUGUUCACUCUCCUUCCUUCACUCCAUUGACUCUGCACCACCCCUUUCAUCUUUGGUUGGUAAGAUCACCAAAAUGGGAAAAAUAAAAAUCCUACCUUUUGCUUCUGUUCUUUAGAAAAUCUCUGUUUUGUUUUUUAAUACCCAUGUGCUGUAUUUUUGUUGUUCCCAACAUCACAUGUUCGAAUGUUGAUUUGGCACCCCCGAUAGAUCUCAUAUUGUGGCACAGAAGUUUCUGAAAUUUUUAUGACCAUGUGAUGAAUUUCACUCCUUUUUUUUUCAUCUUUUAACCUCCCAUCUUUUAUAUUUUUCGCAUUUGGGGAGAGUUUAUGUUUCUAGAGAGCCAUCCUUGGAUUUCGCACAGAGGAAGAAAAUCGAAGAGGAGAGUAGAGGGCGUGGCGACUUCGUCUGAGUCGGAAGGGCUUCCCAUAGUGGCCGGUGUUGUCGGCGGCGACUGCGUCUGAGCAAGGAAGGUGUGACCACAGGUUUUGCUGAUUUAUGAGAACACCACAUCUAUAAAUUGAAGUUCUUGCAAAUUAUACGCAAAUAAAUGAGGUUGUGAGGCAUGGUUAUAUGAAACUUGAGCAACUUUUACAUGUGACAAGGUUCUAGAUGCCGCUGAAGCUUCUGAAAAACAAACUCUUUCUGCCACUUCCAAAGCUACAUCAAGAGUGGUUUCUAACAGUGGUGACUUCCUUCACAUUCAAAAUUGGAUCUUACACAGAACCAAGAGGCUGGUUGCCGUAAAAGUUUUUUUUUUUUUUCUUUGGUUUUGAUUUGUAAUUGUGAGCAAGAUGCAAUCUAGGGGUGUGGCCCUUGAAGAGGGAAAGGAAAGAAGCAGCCAAUCGAAGCCUCUGAGACCACUGCGGCUACUUGUGUUGUUUUUUUCUCUCUGUGUUGUGUUUUCGGUCAUUAGCAUAUACACAGUUAAGCAUUUUGGAAUUGAGAGUGUAGCGACUACAAUGAGUUCUAAUUUUCAGCCAUGUUAUUAUGAGGAACAUGGUGGUUUGGAUAAGUGGAUUAGACCACCUUUGAGCCUGAUCCACAACAUGAGUGACAAAGAACUGCUGUGGAGGGCUUCUUUUGUUCCAAGGAUCAAGGAUUAUCCAUAUCCUAGAAUUCCCAAGAUUGCAUUCAUGUUCCUGACCAAGGGACCAUUGCCUCUGGCACCCCUUUGGGAGAGAUUUUUCAAGGGGCAUGAGAAGUUGUUUUCCAUAUAUAUUCAUUCACUGCCCUCAUAUCAACCUCAGUUUCCUCCUACAUCUGUCUUUUACGGCAGGCAAAUCCCUAGCCAGGUUUCUGAGUGGGGAAGGAUGAGCAUGUGUGAUGCUGAAAGAAGACUCCUUGGUAAUGCAUUGCUUGACAUGUCCAACGAGUGGUUCAUACUUGUCUCUGAGUCAUGCAUUCCCCUCUACAACUUCAGUUUUAUCUACCAUUACACAAUGAAGUCCAAACACAGCUUCAUGGGUGCAUUCGAUGAUCAGGGUCCAUUUGGAAGAGGGCGCUACAACGAGAACAUGGCCCCUCUGGUGAACAUCACUGAGUGGCGCAAGGGCUCGCAAUGGUUCGAAGUGAACCGGAAGCUCGCCGUCACCAUUGUUGAAGACACGAAGUUCCAUCCGGUAUUCGAGCGAUAUUGCCGGCCGGCGUGCUACGUCGACGAGCACUACUUUCCGACGAUGCUCACCAUUCAAGCUGCAAAUGUUUUGGCCAAUAGAAGCUUAACUUGGGUGGACUGGUCUAGGGGUGGAGCUCACCCAGCUACAUUUGGAAGAAAUGACAUCACUGAGGAGUUUUUCAACAGCGUACGAGGAGGUUCUACAUGUUUGUACAACAAUAGAAACUCUUCUGUUUGUGUGCUUUUCGCCAGAAAAUUUGCUCCUAGUGCUUUGGAACCUUUGUUACAAAUGGUGGAUUCAAAGGUAUUGAACUAUUGACAUAUAUUUUGUUGUCACUUUCCAUUGAAACUUGAGGGAAAAUAGAGAUGUAGAAUAAAGUGCUUAGAUAUACUAGUGAGAUUCAUGAUGACUUAUGGGACGUGUCAACACCCAAUUUCGUCAUGAUAAUUACAUUGUUGGAGAGUGCUAGGUGGUAGAGUGACCCCAUUUCAUACACAAGUUGAGUCAUUUUUGAAUGUACAAAAGAGACCUGUUUGAUCAUACUUUUGUUUAAUAUUAACUCCAUGGAUCUUUGUUCUUC
This is a messenger RNA of Vigna unguiculata (cowpea), 2454 nucleotides long. RefSeq names its product Core-2/I-branching beta-1,6-N-acetylglucosaminyltransferase family protein. The record is from RefSeq and is a predicted model, not a curated record. Lineage: Eukaryota; Viridiplantae; Streptophyta; Magnoliopsida; Fabales; Fabaceae. Gene Ontology annotation, cellular component: membrane. Gene Ontology annotation, molecular function: glycosyltransferase activity.